Messenger RNA from Pteropus alecto (black flying fox), 1540 nucleotides. It is a transcript of the gene BPIFB3, whose product is annotated as BPI fold containing family B member 3. The transcript has 15 exons. The record is from RefSeq and is a predicted model, not a curated record. Bases 6 to 1508 code for a protein of 500 amino acids. Lineage: Eukaryota; Metazoa; Chordata; Mammalia; Chiroptera; Pteropodidae. Gene Ontology annotation, molecular function: lipid binding.
UGCUGAUGGAGCACAGGGAAGGGAAUGGCUUGGGCACGAGGAGUGUCUCAGACUUCCUGCUCGUGCCCCUGAUAGGUGUACCGCUGAUGAUGCUGGGCGUGUGGUCUCUGCUUCUCCUCUGGAGUCUGGCAACUCCGUGCCAGGGGCUGCUGGAGACAGUGGGCACGCUUGCUCGGAUUGACAAGGAUGAACUUGGCAAAGCUAUCCAGAACUCGCUGGUUGGGGGGCCCAUCCUGCAGAAUGUUCUGGGGACGGUCACAGCAGUGAACCAGGGCCUCCUGGGCUCCGGAGGUUUGCUCGGAGGAGGUGGCCUGCUGAGCUACGGUGGAGUGUUUGGUGUCGUUGAGGAGCUCUCUGGGCUGAAGAUAGAGGAACUCACGCUGCCUAAGGUGACGCUGAAGCUGCUGCCUGGGUUUGGGGUGCAGCUGAACCUGCACACCAAAGUGGGCCUGCAUGGCUCCGGCCCCCUUGGGGGUCUCCUGCAGCUGGCGGCUGAGGUGAACGUGUCGUCGCGGGUGGCGCUCGGCGUGAGCUCGCGGGGUACACCCAUCCUCAUCCUCAAGCGCUGCAGCACGCUCCUGGGCCACAUCAGCCUGCUUUCGGGGCUGCUGCCCGCUCCGCUCUUUGGGGUCGUGGAACAGACACUCUUCAAGGUGCUGCCGGGACUGCUGUGCCCUGUGGUGGACUCUGUGCUGGGUGUGGCGAAUGAGCUCCUGGGGGCUGUGCUGAGCCUGGUUCCUCUUGGGACUCUUGGGUCUGUGGAAUUCACUCUGGCCACACUGCCUCUCAUCUCUAACCAGUACAUAGAGCUGGACAUCAACCCCAUCGUGAAGAGCGUAGCUGGUGACAUCAUUGACUUCCCCAAGCCCCCCAAACCUAUCAAGGUGCCUCCCAAGGAGGACCACACAUCCCAGGUGAUCGUGCCUCUGUACCUCUUCAACACUGUAUUUGGGCUCCUGCAGACCAACGGUGCCCUUGACAUAGAUAUCACUCCUGAGCUGGUUCCCAGCAAUGUCCCAUUAACAACUAAAGACCUGGCAGCUUUGGUCCCUGAGGCCCUGGGGAAGCUGCCCCCAGACCAGCAGCUCCUGCUCUCCCUGCGGGUGAAGGAAGCACCCACAGUCAUGCUCCAGAACAAGAAGGCCAUUGUCUCCAUCCCAGCUAACAUCCACGUGCUGUCCUACCGCCCCGCAGGGACCCCUGAAGCCCUCUUCGAGCUAAAUGGGGUUAUGACUUUAAAUGCCCAGCUGGCUCCCUCUGCCACCAAGCUGCACCUGUCUCUGUCCCUGGAACGGCUCAGUGUCAAGCUGGCUUCCUCCUUUGCCCACGCCUUUGAUGCAUCUCGUUUAGAAGAAUGGCUCAAUGACGUGGUCCGGGUGGCAUAUGUGCCGAAGCUCAAUGUGGACCUGGAUGGUGGAAUUCCCCUGCCUAAGGUUCUCAAUGUCAAUUUUGCCAACGCAGUCCUGGAUAUCAUAGAGAAUGCUGUUGUGCUGACUGUGGCAUCCUAAGGAUGAGAAAUGGCCACCACCCCUCCCUGCUG